AUGAAAGUCCAAUCAUUUGCGUUCGAGCUGGCUGUUCCAGGCUAUGACGGCUGGUACCCCCACGCGGUAGACUGCUUCGGUAACUGUUUCGGUACGCUUGGGACCAUCCCUUGCUGCAUCUGCUGCCCUAAUCCGUACAAGUCGGUCCUGCAGGGUAACGUCGGGUUGAUCACCAAGUUCGGGAAGUUGUACAAGGCUGUUGAUCCGGGUUUGGUCAAGGUCAACAUCUUGAGUGAGAAGCUCAAGUCCGUGAGUGUGAUGCUCACCACCGCUGAGGUCUCGCAGCAAAACUGUAUGACCAAAGACAACGUCAAUGUCUACUUAACCUCGGUGAUCUACUACCAGGUGAUCCAGCCGGAGGUGGCUACGUUUGCGGUGCAAGACGUCAGAAGCGCCUUGGUAGAGAGGACGCACACCACUUUAAGAGACGUCAUCGGGUCCCGCCAAUUGCAGGACGUGAUUGAGAGAAGAGAGGAGAUUGCCGAGGCGAUUUCCGAGAUUAUCGGCGAAACCGUGGCCGCCUGGGGUAUCCACGUGGAAAGUAUCUUGAUCAAGGAUUUGGCGUUGGACUCAACCGUUUCUAAGUCAUUGUCCAUGGCUGCCGAGGCCAAGAGAAUCGGUGAGUCCAAGAUCAUCACCGCCAAGGCCGAAGUGGAAAGUGCCAAGUUGAUGAGAAAGGCUGCUGAUAUUUUGGCCUCCAAGGCUGCCAUGCAGAUCAGAUACUUGGACGCCAUGCAGCAGAUGGCCAAGACCGCAAACUCCAAGGUUAUCUUCACUCCGACACAGGAAUCGUUUGACAAUAUGACUGAGAAGUUCGAGAAUGAGUACAACCAGGGCCAGAUCACUAACCAGCCGGAGGGCUCCUCUGCUGGCCACCUGAAGAAGCAGAACUCUGGCAGAGAUGCUUUCUCAACCAAGGAUAUGUUGACCAACAUUGCCGUCCAGGAAAGCUAUAACUCGGAUAUUGUUUAA
Messenger RNA from Babjeviella inositovora NRRL Y-12698, 972 nucleotides. RefSeq lists its product as uncharacterized. The record is from RefSeq and is a predicted model, not a curated record. Gene Ontology annotation, cellular component: plasma membrane. The transcript has a single exon. Lineage: Eukaryota; Fungi; Ascomycota; Pichiomycetes; Serinales. The coding region runs from base 1 to 972 and encodes 323 amino acids.